Messenger RNA from Seriola dumerili (greater amberjack), 4203 nucleotides. It is a transcript of the gene trpm4a, whose product is annotated as transient receptor potential cation channel subfamily M member 4-like. Gene Ontology annotation, molecular function: calcium-activated cation channel activity; ligand-gated calcium channel activity. Gene Ontology annotation, cellular component: membrane. The record is from RefSeq and is a predicted model, not a curated record. The coding region runs from base 1 to 3780 and encodes 1259 amino acids. NCBI's taxonomy places the organism in Eukaryota, Metazoa, Chordata, Actinopteri, Carangiformes, Carangidae. Gene Ontology annotation, biological process: calcium ion transmembrane transport. The transcript is spliced from 28 exons.
AUGCAGCGCAGGAUGAAGGAGCUGGAGAGAGACGGAGGAGGAGGAAAGGCUGGAAGUACGAAAGAGAGGGACCAGAGCUGGAUUCCCAAGAUCAUCAAGAAGAGACUGUGCACCACUUUUGUUGAAGACUCUUUCAGUAAUGGAGCAUUGUGUCAGUGUGGUGGUGUGCGGGAGGUCCAUGACUCCGUGGCAACAGGGGACUAUUUUGGAGCAGCUAUCGUCACCCAGUGGGACAGCCGACAGCACUCCUCAGAGUGUCCCACUGACGCCUUCGGAGAGCUGGAGUUUGCUGGCGCUGGACGCAGACACAGUCAUUUUCUGCGGCUGUCAUGUGACACGUCUCCUCAGAUCAUCUACACCCUGAUGACGGCUCACUGGGGUCUGCCCUCACCCAACCUGGUGGUGUCAGUGGUGGGGGGAGAGGGCCAUGGGAAGAUCAAGACGUGGGUGAGAGAUGUCCUGAGAAACGGGCUAGUCAGGGCCGCACAGAGCACAGGGGCCUGGAUCUUGACGGGGGGUCUGAGGGAGGGUGUGUCCUGCUGUGUGGGUGAGGCCGUGAGGGACCACGCUGCUGCAGCUCCAGCUCUCUCCCAGAAGAAAGUGAUUGCUGUGGGACUGGCUCCCUGGGGCCUGGUGCACAACAGGCAGCAGCUCGUCAACGCCCAGGGCAGUUUUCCUGCUCGCUACUAUGUCCAGAACACGUCACGUGACUCCUUCUGCCUGGACAAUAACUGCCAGGCUUUCCUCCUGGUGGAUGAUGGGAGUCUUGGUCGCCGGGGUGGAGAGGCCGCCUUUCGUGCUAAUCUGGAGGACUACAUUUCCCAUCAGCGCACUGGCAUCUGGGGAAGUGGCAGUAUUGAGAUCCCAGUCCUGUGCAUGCUCAUCUCAGGAGACGCCAAUAUGCUGGAGAGACUAGAUGCCUCUCUGAAGAAAGCUACACCCUGGCUGGUUCUGGCUGGUUCUGGACCAGCUGCAGACCUUAUCAGUGAGCUGCUGUGCAACCUGUCCUCUGUCCCCCUCAGUCCCACCUCUCCCUCUGCAGAGGGGGAGGCCGCUCAGGGCCUCAGCGCAGAGCUUCGCGACAGGGUUCGUGACAAGGUCCGGAAACACUUCCCAUCUGAAGCAGAGCUGGAGAGACUGGUGGACAGUGCUCUGAGCAUCCAUCAGAACAGAGAGCUCAUCACUGUGUUCCACGGAGAACAGGAGGGUUCUGAUGAGUUUGAUACAGUUCUCCUCAAAGCCCUUGUUAGAGCUAGUAAACGUGUGUGCAGUGCAGCCAGUGAGUGCACAGAGGAGUUGAAACUGGCUGUGGCCUGGAACAGAGUGGACAUCGCCAAAGCUGAGCUCUUCAAUGGCGACAUACAGUGGAAGUAUGAGGACCUGGAGGACUCCAUGACAGAUGCACUGAUCAAUGACAAGCCUCAGUUUGUGCGUCUGUUUUGUGAGAACGGUCUGAACAUCCUGGACUACCUGACGUACCGGCGUCUGGAGAGUCUGUACCGCUCUCUGUCAGACAGCUAUCUGGUCUACACGCUGCUGCAGAGGCGUCUGAGUGAGAGACAGGCCCUGGCUGGGUCCCUGCCCAGCCUGGACAGGUCUGUGACGUCCCCCCUGAAGAGUCCUCAGAGUGCUCUCACUGGACCGGCCUCUGCAAUGGAGCUGAGCCUGUAUGAGGUUUCCCGUCUGCUGUGGGACCUGCUGGGUGACGUCUGUCAGCCUUUCUACUACGGACCUCUAGGCCUGGACCCCAGCUCCAGCUUCAGGAGGACUCUCAAGCAAGUCAAUAAGCUGCUGCUAGGAGAAUGUCUGUACCGAGACCAGCGCUGCCUCUCACCCUGGGCGGCCCUCUUCGUCUGGGCCGUCCUGCAGAACCGCAGGGAGAUGGCUGUUUACUUCUGGGAGAUGGCGGGGGAGUCAGUGUUGAGCGCUCUGGGGGGCUGUAAGGUGCUGAGGGAGCUCUCUAAGCUGGAGAGUGAGACUGAAAACAAGCUGGCCAUGAAGGAGCUGGCUCAGACGUUUGAGGACCUGGCACAUGACGUGUUUGGAGAGUGUUACCAGAACAGCGAGAGCCGCGCCUUCACUCUCCUUAUAAGGAAGUCUCCAGUGUGGGCCGGGGCUACAUGUCUGCAGAUGGCCACUGCAGCUGACGCCCGCCUGUUCUUCAGCCAUGAUGGUGUUCAGUCUCUGCUGUCUCAGAUCUGGUGGGGUGAUAUGGAGAGGAACACUGAGGUCUGGAAACUGGUUCUCACCUUCUUCCUGCCCCCCCUCCUCUACACAGACCUCAUCAGCUUCAGGGAACAAGAGGAGGAGGUGAAGUCCGUGGAGCUGUACCAGGGCAGAGACACCGACAGUCUGGAUGGGAAUGAUGCCACCGUCUUCUCUCUUGCUGACAUCAUACAAAAUGAGGAAGACGCUGAAGAGUUGCGGGCUCUAAAAGAAAAACUCAGAGACUCUAUGUCAUCCAACUCUAAGAGACCGUUCAUUGUGUCCCGGUGGAGACAGUUCUGGUUCGCCCCCGUCACCUCGUUCCUUGGUAACGUUCUGAUGUACUUCUUGUUCCUCUGCCUGUUUGCCUACGUUCUGCUGGUGGACUUCAAGCCCCCACCUCCUGAUGGUCCCUCCACUCUGGAGUUUGUGCUUUACUUCUGGGUUUUCACCUUAGUCUGUGAGGAGAUUCGACAGACCUUCUUCGUGGGCAGCACCUUUGUGCUCCAGAGGAUGAGGAACUACAUCCAGGAUGUAUGGAACAAGUGUGACCUGACAGCCAUCAUUCUCUUCACUCUGGCUAUGUGCUGCAGGAUGUUUCCCUGGUCCUAUGAGUUUGGCCGAGCUGUCAUGGCCAUAGACUUCAUGGUCUUCACUCUACGUCUGAUUCACAUCUUUGCCAUACACAAACAGCUUGGACCCAAGAUCAUCAUUGUUGGCAAAAUGAUGAAGGACGUCUUCUUCUUCCUCUUCUUUCUGGCUGUGUGGCUAGUGGCUUACGGAGUGGCCAAUCAGGCUCUGCUCUACUCAUACGAUCCACGUCCCAACUGGAUCUUCCGCCGAGUCUUCUACAGACCAUACCUACACAUUUUUGGACAAAUACCUAUUCAUGAGAUGGACGCCGACAAACUUGGGGAAGUAAACUGUACAAACGACGCCUCACGAAUCGAGGCUGGAGAGGAGCCAUGUGUCAGUACCUACGCCAACUGGCUGGUGGUCAUCCUCCUCGUCAUCUACCUGUUGUUCACUAACAUUGUGCUGGUCAACCUGCUCAUUGCCAUGUUCAGCUACACCUUCUCCAAAGUUCAGGAGCGCAGUGACACCUACUGGAAGUUUCAACGCUACAAUCUGAUCGUGGAGUACCACUCAAGGCCCUGCCUGGCGCCACCAUUCAUCAUCAUCUCACACCUCCACCUUUUCAUCAAGAGACACAUCCGCCGCAUCUCCUCAGUCAAGAGCAAACAUUUUGUUCUGGAGUUACGGGGCAGGAAGGCCAGCCGCCUCAACACAUGGGAGGCCAUCCAGAAAGAAAACCACCUUUCAGCUCAGAAUAAACGUCAGAGGGAGACUGACACAGCUCGACUGAAACGUACAUCUAUCAAGGUGGACAAUGUGCUGAAGCAGAUGUCAGAGAUCCGUGACCACGACCGACGGUUGCGGCUGUUGGAGACGGAGCUGGAGUACUGCUGCAGCGCCCUCAGCUGGAUGACAGACGCUCUGUCUCAGAGUCCUCUGGUAAAGGCAGAGCACCCCCCUCCACUGCUCAGAGAUGUGACUCCACUGUCUCCAAGCUGAACUCAACUCCAGUAUCACACACACACAGUUUACUCAGGGCCAUUGUGUCAGACAUUGUUUGCUGUUCAUUUCAUUUUGAGGUGUAUUUUAUUUAGGACUAAUAAUAUGUUGUUUUAAAUGUUUUUACAGUAGUGUCAGAAGACACUGCUGCUGUGUUACAGUUCCUCCACCUGAAGUUUUUAGUUAGAGUUUAAGUUGUAACCAGAGAGUGCCUUGUUAAAAUCUCUGUUAAUGUGAUUAAAUUAGACAAUUAUUGUCAUUAAUGAAAUAAGAUGCUGCUACAUGAUCAGAGAGCUCAACCUACAGUCAGUAAAGCUGUACUGAUCAAUACUUUUAUAUCAGCAAUGGAUCAAAUGCCUAUAAUGAGCAUGACUUACUUACCCUUAGCUCUACUCACACCAGGAACACACUGUCUGUGUUGUG